Molecule: messenger RNA, 1820 nt
Organism: Pseudomassariella vexata
Lineage: Eukaryota; Fungi; Ascomycota; Sordariomycetes; Amphisphaeriales; Pseudomassariaceae
Exons: 1
Coding region: 373-1539 (388 amino acids)
Cellular component (GO): cytoplasm
Molecular function (GO): flavin adenine dinucleotide binding; electron-transferring-flavoprotein dehydrogenase activity
Source: RefSeq, a predicted model, not a curated record
AGUCCGAGGUUGCUCUGUAAGCGAGGUCGAGGUUUGAUAUUCUUUUUUGUGCGUUUCUUUUCUUUGCUUUGUAAUUGAGGUCGAGGCUUGGAAUUAUCCUGUCUUAUCUCUCUGCGUUGCAUGUUAAUACUUAAGUCUUGAAGAAUAUGGCUAACAAGACGAAAAUGCAUCUCCAUCAUCCACAUCAACAUUGCAUGGAACCAAUACCAGGCUCUCACGAAAGUACAUUCGAAAACGCUUCGGUCCUAGUCAACCAAGCAGCAUUGUGAAAAGGGAGAAAAAAACUUGUCAUAAGCAGCCUCGCCUCACUUGAUAUCAAACAUCUACACUACUACUCCUGAACCCCCUUGAUCUUCUGAUCCAGCCACAACCAUGACAAAAACCGUCGUAGUCCUAGGUGCUGGACUGGCCGGGUUACCAGUCGCCCACUACCUCCUUAGCCAAACAUCCAAAACCGUCCCCGACCUGCGCGUAAUCCUCGUGUCCCCCAACGACGAGUUUUACUGGAACGUAGCUAGCGUCCGCUUCACCAUACCCGGCCUGAUACCAGACUCCAAGUACCUCUUCUCCAUCCCCGAGAACUUCGCCAAGUACCCAUCCUCCAAGUUCGAAUUCCUCGCCGGCAAGGCCGAACGCCUCGACCCGGGCAACAACUCCGUCGUGGUCGCUUUGAACGACGGCUCACAACGUGCUCUCGGGUACCACACCGUCGUCGUGGCGACCGGAUCCGACGCCAAGGACGACAUGCCCUGGAAGAACGUCGGCACUAGCCAGCAGACCCGUGCCGCCAUUGCACAGCUCCAGGAGGGUAUCAAGAACGCUGAAUCCAUCGUCGUCGGCGGCGCAGGAGCAACGGGCGUUGAAUUUGCCGGGGAGCUGGGAUCCGAGUAUGCCAAAUUCGGCAAGAAGAGCGUAACGAUCAUCUCAAGCGAGUCUCUCCCGCUCGAGUUGCGCCUCAAAGACGGGGUGCGCGAGGCCGCCAAGAAGGAGCUCGAGAAGAUGAAGAUCAAGGUCAUCACCGAUGCCAAAGUCACGCACGUCUCCGAGUUCGGGCCCGACGGACAGAAGAUACUGGAGCUUACUGCGAAGGACGGCAGCAAGACAACGCUCAAGACGGAUUUGUAUGUCCCCACGCACGGGGCCACGUAUAAUACCCAAUUCGCCCCCGUCAGCAUGCAAGAUGCCAACAAACGCCUGCACCAAAAUACAUUUCUGCGCGCGCCAGGGUACGAGAAUGUAUUCGUGCUAGGCGACGCAGGGAAUCUCGAGGUUGCGCAGGCCACUGCGUCCGAGGCGCAACUCAGGCAUCUCGUCAAGCAGUUCGGGACGUACUUCGAGUCGGGCAAGGUGGAAGAGUACAAGCCCAAGGAUGGAAUCAUGAUGGGCGUCACGGUUGGACGGGACCGAGCCACCGGGCAAAUGGGGAAUUGGAGGGUCUUGAGUCUGAUGAUUUGGUGGUUUAAGGGACGGUAUUUGGGGACGGAUUACGCUGUGAAUUAUGCGGCAGGGUUGAGGACUGCCAUAGGCGAGUGGGAGUAGAGUAAGGGUUGCCCAAGGCAACAGGGGCGGUGAUGACGAUAAAGGCCGGGAUGGCAGCAUUCCUCGAAGGGGGUUUCAAGGGGGGUGUAUGUUUGAUUUGCUUAGAUUUGCUUGCACCAAUUCCGCGCGUUCAUAUUGUUUUUGCUUUGACUUUGACUACUAGUUCUGCUUGUGCAGUAUAUACCAAUUUCUUGUUACUCAUUGCCAAAGAAACUUGGACUUAUGCUAGCAACGUGCUACCUGUACCACGGCGUCUCGAACUACCUUAGCUAGGAAACAAG